CAUUAGCUACAGUGUCACCAAGCUCUGACCUUGCGUUGGCUUGCUGCCCAGCUUUUUCCUAAGGUUGCGUGUGUUAAAUUUCACGGCACACGGCUGCCAUGCAAGCGCACUUAAUGAACGCUCAUUGCACAGAUUUUUACCUGAUUUGAUUGGACAAUACAGCUUUAAACCAUGGGAACAAUAGAAGAAAUGCUGUCUCGUCUUCACAUGUCAAAUCGUUCAGCCAUGGUGGAUGAUAUGACUUAUGUACUCGGCAUCGAAGUGUCUAAAUCCACGGCAGGACAGAGCAGUCAGGUAGUUGCUGCUUUGUGUUCUAAUAAAUCAAUUAGACUUUACAAUAGAGAAACCAUGAACUUUCUUCAGGAAUACAAGGAGGGCACUGGGGUAAUCUGUGGCGCUCGAUUCGCACAUAAAAACCACAACCUGCUGUAUUCAGCUUCGAGUGACGGUACUGUCAAAAGCUGGGACAUUCGUGCACCUGGAGCAAGUGCUGUGCAAAUAUUUAAAGGUUACCCAUCGAAUGCUUUCAUUAGCUUUGAUAUUAGCUGCAGUGACCUUGUGGUGUGUGCAGGCACAGAGAAGAUAGAAGAAGAGGAUGCUUUCCUUGUUUUCUGGGACACACGGUCUCCUGAAGGCAUGCCCGCCAAUAAAGAUCCACUUGGAGUUUAUUCAGAGUCCCAUAAUGAUGAUGUCACUCAGAUUCGCUUCCAUCCAACAAAUCCAAGCAAGGUGGCAUCUGGGUCCACAGAUGGACUCGUUAAUAUAUUCGAUAUAAAAAAAGACACUGAAGAUGAUGCCUUGAUUGCCACCUGUAAUUCGGAUUCCUCUGUAAGCUUUCUUGGCUGGGCGGGUGAAGAUCAUAACCAGAUAUAUUGUUUGACUCAUGAUGAAGGAUUUUGCUGGUGGGACCUUGCUCAGAUAGAUACUGAAGAUGCCAUCACAUUGUCCAAGAUAACAGAUAUGAGACCACAAGUCCAAGGCUGUGCUAUUGACUAUUUGAUUGGAGGCAUGUAUCAUGAAAAAGAGAAUUCCCUCUUUCUUGCAGGGGGGUCUCAUGCUGGCGAUAUCCACAUUCUGAGCUGUAAAUCUGAUAAAGUGAGACAUUUAAAAACUCUUUCUUGCGGUCAUUCUUCAACUGUCCGUUCCUUUCACUGGAAUCUGGAGGACGGCUCUUUACUGACUGGUGGGGAAGAUGCUCAGCUUUUACUAUGGAGUCCAGAUACUAAAGAGAUUCAAACCAAGAACAAAACACUGAAAAUGGCAUCGACCGUGCAGCAGAGAGUUCGUGUUCACAAUACCAAAUCCUAUAGUCCUAAGCAAAAAUGACCAUCUCCUUUCGUAUAACUUACUUUACUUACAUUUUUUUUAUUUUUUUUUGUAUGCAUUCUUCUACUCUAGGCCUUCAUAUAGUUUGGAUUUGAAGCCUCUCUUGUUAUAUUUUCUCGGACAGAAACCGUUUUAACCAUAUAUCUAUUUAUAUACCCUUGUCUCUUCUGUACCCCUUGUUUUGAUGACUUUUAUUGAAAACGCAAUAAAAA
Messenger RNA from Pelobates fuscus (common spadefoot toad), 1538 nucleotides. RefSeq names its product WD repeat domain 89 (gene WDR89). The record is from RefSeq and is a predicted model, not a curated record. Lineage: Eukaryota; Metazoa; Chordata; Amphibia; Anura; Pelobatidae. Gene Ontology annotation, molecular function: protein binding. The transcript is spliced from 2 exons. Bases 172 to 1326 code for a protein of 384 amino acids.